AGGAAAAAUGUCCGCAGACCAGGUGUCCUCUUGCGGUCAGGAGAAACCUUGCAGUAGCCGUGGGUCACAGCCACCACAGUCCGUGUCCUCCCAAGGAACCCAGCUGAGAAAUCUCGACUGUGACUCUGAGAUUUGCCACAGGAACUUCAGAAAAUUCCCCCGCUCGGAGGAGCCGGACCCCAUCGAGUAUCUGCAGAGACUGACCCAGCUGUGCCACCGGUGGCUGAGGCCUGACCUCCACACCAAAGACCAGAUUCUGGACCAGCUGGUGUUGGAGCAGUUCAUGCUCUCCACAGCCCCGCACCUCCAUGCCCUGGUCAAGAAGAAGGGCGUGAAGACUUGCGAAGACCUGGAGGACAUGCUGAGGAACAACAGGAAUACCCAGAAAUGGUCCGUCGUCAGGGUCGGAGAACACGAAUACCCGGUGCAGGAGUCCGAGGGUGAGGUGGCCCAAGCCCAGGCCUGUGACAGCGAUGAUGUGGCGGGCGUGUCCCGCAGGCGUGAAUCCUGCGUGCAGCGGACAGCUCCGGAGGGAAGCCAGGUGUGGGGAGAGCUGCGGACCCUGCAGGGCCGCGGACAGGACGUCCUCCUGCCAGAGACCGGGUCUGGAGAAAGCGCCCCAGAGGGCGAGGGGCCCACGCAGAGCUCGGAGAAGGACCCGGCGCUCGACGGGGAAGAGGCGACAGCCGCGGAGUGUCGAGAGCCUCGGCGUCCGCGGGGCCCUGCACCUUCUGCAAGGGCAAAGGACGGCAAGGAGCCCCAGGAAGGACUCGGCAGGAGAAGCGGGGGUGCUGACGCGCCCUCCCCCCGAGCGUCCGAGACGGCAGCGGCAGCGUCGGCUCAGGGCGGGAGCACGGGACGUCCUCGGAGUCCCAGACGCUCCCGAAGGAGAAAGCUGGACACCGCGUCCACGUCGCAGGAAGGGCCUGGAGCGGGGGCCCCCCACGUGCACAGCAGAGCCUCCCCAGGACGGGCCGGGCCGAGCUCGGCUCCCUCGCCAGGCGCCACGGAGCCCGGCGGUCAUCCUGCCGGCCGAGAAGCUUCGCGCCCGCCGCGCUUCGAAUGCAGCGUGUGCAAGAAAAGGUUCCGUUAUGAGUCGCAGCUCCUCACCCACCGGCGGACACACACGGGCGAGAAGCCCUUCAGGUGCCCCUGCGGGAAGGGCUUCCUGCAGCGCUCCGACCUGCGCGUGCACCGGCGCAUCCACACCGGGGAGAAGCCCUACGCGUGCGGCGCCUGCGGCCGCAGCUUCGCCCACCAGUCCACCCUGCUCGGCCACAGGAGAGUCCACACCGGAGAGCGGCCGUACGCGUGCGAGUUCUGCGAGAAAACGUUCAACCACAGGGGCAACCUCAACGUGCACCGGCGCAUCCACUUGGGACUGAAGCCCUUCAAGUGUCCGGAGUGCGCGGGGACCUUCCGGCAGCUGGGCACUUUCAGACGCCACCUGAACACUCAUCAGAAACGGCCUCCCGACGACUCCGUCUUCAGACCCGUCUUUGGCCCCAAGAGCGAAGCCGAAGCGAAUGAUGAGUUGUGAGCCGUGAUACAAAUGACACAGGACACACGGGCUCUCGGUCCCGCACAGGGAGUUCUGUAGACGCUAAACACCAG
Microcebus murinus (gray mouse lemur) is the source of this 1614-nucleotide messenger RNA. Lineage: Eukaryota; Metazoa; Chordata; Mammalia; Primates; Cheirogaleidae. The record is from RefSeq and is a predicted model, not a curated record.